AAAAUUGGUUGCAACGUAUAUGCCACCUAUUUGUCUCCUAUUCCCCAUUUUUUUAAAGAAUUCAUACCAACACAAACCACUCCAAACAUUUAUUCAGACACAAAAAACUCCACCGCAUCGGCCUUUUCUGCCGUCGACCCACCGCCAUCGACUCCCUCUCGUUGUUCCACUCGCCCCGCCGGCAUUCGAUUAACUCAAAGAAAGACACGAGUGACUGAAGUGAAAAUAGAGUGAAUAACACAACAGUCAAAGGAGAGAGAGAUUCAAUUCCGCAUCUCAUCUCGCGCAAUCCCAAAAUGACUGCUUCACCUUCUCCAAGCUUGUGGUUGGCUCCAAAUCUCAGUAAAAGAUGGGGCGAACUCUUCUUCCUUCUCUACACCCCUUUCUGGCUCUCCCUUUGUCUCGGCAUUGUUGUUCCUUUCAAACUUUACGAGAAAUUCACUGAAUUGGAGUAUUUACUUCUUGGCUUGGUCUCAGCAGUUCCUGCUUUCCUCAUUCCAAUCCUGCUCGUUGGUAAGGCUGAUAGAGGCAUAUCUUGGAGCGACCGAUAUUGGGUCAAGGCCAGUCUCUGGAUAAUAAUUUUUAGUUAUGUUGGGAAUUAUUUCUGGACUCAUUACUUUUUCACAGUUCUGGGGGCAUCUUACACCUUUCCGUCAUGGAAAAUGAAUAAUGUACCGCACACAACAUUCCUGCUCACUCAUGUUUGCUUUCUAUUUUACCAUGUUGCAUCAAACAUGACACUGCGCCGGUUACGACAUUUUCUGGCUGAUACCCCAGAAAAAAUACGGUGGGCUGCUGAAGCUGCAUGGAUUCUCACUCUUGCUUAUUUUAUAGCCUACCUGGAGACAUUGGCUAUUUCCAAUUUUCCUUAUUAUGAGUUUGUGGACCGAGAUUCUAUGUACAAAGUUGGAUCAUUGUUUUAUGCAAUCUACUUUAUUGUGAGCUUCCCAAUGUUUCUACGGAUUGAUGAGAAACCUGGCAAUAAAUGGGACUUGCCAAGAGUGGCUGUUGAUGCUUUGGGCGCUGCAAUGCUGGUCACUAUAAUACUUGAUUUGUGGCGCAUCUUUCUGGGUCCUAUUGUUCCAGUUGCAGGAGCAAAGCAGUGUUCUCCAACAGGAUUACCUUGGUUUUCAGGACACGCCAAUCUCACAUGAGUAUUAUUACAUGUGCAGAACUGAAAAUGGAGAGUAUGGUUUCCCCUACACAUCAAAGCCAUCAGAAAAUGUUGAUUUUUUAUGUGGAGACUCUGCAGAAGAAACAAACUUGGACUAUCCUUGUAUUAAUGCUUGCAGUGCCAAAUUUCCUAUCAGAUAGAUGUUGUGUUUGUAGUCCUUUGAUAUUGUUUCAGGAAAUAGCCAACGCAUUAACAAUAAUGCAACAUGUUAGAUCUCUAUUUUAAUGUCAGUAAAUUAGUCCAACAAGAUUGCAAAAUGGCAGAUUAUUUUUUGGUUUGUUAGUUUUUUCAAAACAUAAAUAUGAGUUGAUUUCAUCCUCCA
This is a messenger RNA of Vicia villosa (hairy vetch), 1496 nucleotides long. Its product is annotated as cycloeucalenol cycloisomerase-like. Gene Ontology annotation, molecular function: cycloeucalenol cycloisomerase activity. NCBI's taxonomy places the organism in Eukaryota, Viridiplantae, Streptophyta, Magnoliopsida, Fabales, Fabaceae. The record is from RefSeq and is a predicted model, not a curated record. The transcript is spliced from 9 exons. The coding region runs from base 297 to 1154 and encodes 285 amino acids.